Messenger RNA from Microthlaspi erraticum, 1398 nucleotides. Lineage: Eukaryota; Viridiplantae; Streptophyta; Magnoliopsida; Brassicales; Brassicaceae. The record is from the annotation of a GenBank genome assembly.
AUGGCUCGUCAUCUUGGGACAUCGCUGAUCUCUUCUUCCUUUGCUCUUCUUGUGAUCGCAUUAACCAUAUCACCGAGCCACGGCUUUCUCGGCACCGAGAAAAAGAUCAAAUCAGCAGCUUUCUUAUCACCAAAACUGGAGAUGAAUCCAGGGUCAGUCGCAAAUUCUUACUUCUACGACAUGGAUUUCCCGAGAGGACACAUCGCCGUCAAAAGCUUCGACGCUGAAGUAGUCGACGAAGCCGGAAACUCCGUGCCUCUACACGAGACGUAUAUUCACCAUUGGGGUGUCAUGCCGUACUACGCGCGUAAAGGUUUCAAGCAAGAUCCCGACAGGAAUCUUGUUCUUGGUUCGGGAUCCGACUACGUUUUCGUGAACAACGCAGGGCUCUGCAACGACGUCGUCAGGCCAAUGUUUGGAAAAGGAUCAGAGACCAGAAAGACCUCGACGUACGUGCCUGAUCCUUACGCAAUCGAAUUCGACAGCCCCGAGGAAAGACCUGAUGGGUACGAACUCAAAUGGCUUCUAAACAUCCACGCCAUAGACACGAGGGGCGUUGUGGAUAAAUCAGGAUGCACCGAGUGCAGGUGUGAUCUCUACAAUAUGACCACUGGUGAGUACGGUCGAGCUUUGAAGCCCGGAUAUAAAGGAGGUUUAUACUGCUGCUACGACAAGACUCAGUGCCCUGUGAAACACGGAUUUGAUAAUGGGGAGAAAACAAGAAGUCUGUUUCUUAAGUAUACCGUGAGAUGGUUUGAUUGGGACAGCUCGGUUAUACCCGUUAAGGUUUAUGCUCUCGAUGUUACGGAUACUUGGGAAAGAAAAGAGGGAUCAACAGGAGAUAUCCCAGAACAUGAUUGCCUUGUGGAAUACGAUGUGGAACCGUGCAAAGCCAGUGGCGAUGGAUGCGUUGAUGUCAAGAAGAAGAGCUUAAUGAUGCCGUUUAAUGGAUAUAUUGUCUACGGCGGAGCUCACCAGCACUCUGGUGGUGUCGGCGCUUCUCUGUCCCGAGAGGGCGGUGAGGGAAUCUGCACUUCGAGGCCAAAGUAUGGCAAUGGAGUCGAACCGGGAAAUGAAGCUGGUUACAUUGUUGGAAUGACGACUUGUUAUCCUCAAGAACCAGUGAAAGUUAGCUAUGGAGAGACUCUGACUUUGGAAUUCAACUACAGUAAUGCCGUUGGUCAUACCGGAGUUAUGGGACGCUUUUACAUCUUCGUUGCUCAGCAGCUGCCUGAACCGGAGAUUUCUUUGCCUGCACUUUUUCAGGCACAGACGAAAAGCGAGAGCUUUUUAGCCUUUCUUGCGGUGACGAUGGUGGUCGCGAUUGUGGUUCUAACAGCCGCCGUCGUAUACCGGAGACAGAACCGGGAGGAUGGCUACCAAUCACUUGGCAUUUAA